Messenger RNA from Cadophora gregata, 2347 nucleotides. RefSeq lists its product as uncharacterized. NCBI's taxonomy places the organism in Eukaryota, Fungi, Ascomycota, Leotiomycetes, Helotiales, Ploettnerulaceae. Gene Ontology annotation, molecular function: lyase activity. Gene Ontology annotation, cellular component: periplasmic space. The record is from RefSeq and is a predicted model, not a curated record. Bases 983 to 2218 code for a protein of 411 amino acids. The transcript has 4 exons.
CCUCGACCUGAACUUCAACGUCAGGCGGUCAUUGUUUCAUACCUGCUCAUAUUUUUGCCCUGUAUGAGACGGAAUAAUCUGCACAGUCAUUCUUGUGAUUACUACAAUUCAUUCAGAGUGGCCCCCCCCCUAUUUCGUGAAAUGCUCUCAUGCGGCCACAUGAACUUGCCACAACCAUCCAUUGCUAUGCGCGUGGCCAAAGACAUUCAACAUUCACUACGCCCCCAAGAUCUUGGAGCUCAAAGUGCAUUUUCUCCAUAUACAUACCGAAGAAAUCAAUGCCUGGAAUACAACUCUUUGACGGCUUCAUUUAAGGAGAGCUGGUGCAGAUGAGCACCUCGCCCCCAGUUCUUCAUUGCCGAUACCUACCAAAUGCUUCGUCUAGCCCUUAUUCAGAGGGGGCUAGUAUGCACCAAGUCGCAUGAAGUUCAGGUUACACUUGAGCUAUGAGCUGCUCUCGGAACCAUGGUCGAACAUCAUCAAUCAUUGCCGGCUCUCUGGUGAGAAAAUAGCGCGGUCGUGUCCUCCAAGCGAUAGAAUGCAAGCACCGUCUUGUGCAACCUAUUCGGUGCUAGAAUGCAGGUUCUACAGCAAAUUGGAUAUCAGUGUCUAUACUCUCUAUCCGCAAGUGCUAGGGGAUUAUUAAAACGAAGCUUUGGUUUUUGUAUCACCUUCCUGAUUCGAUGUUCAGCUCGCUCGUGUCUGCUUCUCAGUCAGCGACGAGCGUUAAGUGCUACAUCACAUUUGCACCUUUGCAAGUUCAGUAGUCAGCCUUGAUUGAUCGUUACGACCGUAACGAGUUAUGCGAAGCACCAUUUGUGGUAAAUGAUCAGAUCAUGAAGACACAUAACAUAGCUUACUUGGUGAGAGUUGCAGCAAGCUAGAGUUACUGUCAGUUAUCUUUCUAUAUAUGCUUGUCUUUUCCUCCCGAUUCUAGGCGAUAAAAUCAGCAACAGCAGUUCAAUACAGACAAGACUUCAAAAUGUUGGCUAUCCUCGCUCUCAUCUCGGUCGGACUUCCUUUGCUUGUCCUUGGAUCACCAAUCAAUGCCGAACAGCACUCUACAACACCAACUCGAGCAAGUUCUUUCGCACCUGCUCAAUGGGUUCAUCCAGGUUAUGUCGUCGACAAAGAUCAACUUGACUUUGUGAAAGGCCAGGUCGCCGGCAAAGCUCAACCAUGGACCAAUGCUUACAACCAGAUGCUCAAGGAUAGCGAUAAGUACGGCAAAUACGUGUCUGGUACUCGGACUUCCGAGACAGUGUCAAGCGUAUCAUGUGGUCCCACGACAAACCCUGAUAUUGGAUGUACUGAGGAGCGUGGUGAUGCUUUGGCAGCUUGGGCGAAUGCUCUUGCUUGGUACGUGAGCGGCGACAACAAUUAUGCAAAGAAUGCAAUCAAGUUGAUGAACAAGUGGUCGUAUGCCAUCAAAGGUCAUGCUCUCAGUAAUGAGAUUCUCCAGACAGCCUGGGCAGGUGGGUCUUGGGCACGAGCAGGAGAAUUGAUCAGACACACCACUUCCGGACUUUGGGCUGCGAAAGACAUCACUCAAUUCGAAAAUAUGCUUCGCAACGUAUAUCUCCCAGUCGUCAAAAAUGGCGAACCAAAGGCUUCAAAUUGGGACGUCGCGUGCCUCAACACUGCUAUUGGCAUUGCUGUUUUCCUUGAAGAUAGUGACGCGUACGACAAUGCCAUGCAGAUUUUCCAGCAAGCUGUACCGUCGGUCAUCUAUCUCGAGUCAGAUGGAUCGCUUCCACGCGCUGCACGAGGACAAAGUUCAAGUGCCUCAGCGUUAAAGUCUCGCUGGUUCGACCAGCAAAGCUUCGGAAAUUCUGGGCAGAGCGGACAAAUACAGGAAACCUGUCGAGAUCUCACGCACACCGGCUACAGUAUCAGCAGCAUCUCUCACAUCCUCGAAACCUCUCGCAUUCAAGGUCUCGAUCAAUACACCACCGAAAUCGGCACACGUCUUCGCUUCGCUCUAGGAUUCCACGCGCAGUUUGCUCAGGGUGUUUCUCCGCCGUCUUGGUUGUGCCAGAAUAAAGGUCUGACAAGGGAUCUAUCGAGUGUGACGGAGAUUGGAUUCAAUGCACUUUCAAAUCGCUUAGGAAAUAACAUGCCGAGGACACAGGCGUAUACGGAGAGGAUCCGGCCGCAGGGCACGAAUUCUUUGUUCUAUGGGUGGGAGACUUUGACGCAUGCGGGAAAUCUUGCUUGAUUUCAUAGCAGUGCUCAUAUCACACACUGGAAGCGUAACGAUUGCGCUUGUGAUGGGACGUAUCUAGGUAAAGUCGAUAUUCCACAAACCACAUUCUUUUGGGAGGAAAAUGCUACGUAGAGCACAGGU